AUGUAGGUUUUAACACCAGCUGAUCUAAAAUCAGAUAAGAAAGUUAUUUUAUAUGGAGCAACACACUGUCCUUAUUGCUCCAAGGCAAAAGCCCUAUUGACAAGUCUUAAUGUAGAAUUUGAAUAUAGAGGAACUGAUGUGUCAGAUUAAUUUGAGAAAGAAAGAGCUGCAUUAGGAAAACAUUUAAAUUAUGAAACUAUUCCUAUGAUUUUUGUUAAAAAUUAAUUCAUAGGUGGAAAUUCAGAUUUACAUGCUCUACAUGAAAAAGGAGGUCUAUUGCCAAUGUUAAAUUGAAAGAAUUAUUC
Messenger RNA from Paramecium sonneborni, 305 nucleotides. Lineage: Eukaryota; Ciliophora; Oligohymenophorea; Peniculida; Parameciidae. The record is from the annotation of a GenBank genome assembly.